GGUCCCGAACACGUGGUGAGGUAAGCGCGAAGAAUGACUGAUCAUCUAGCAUCUACCCGCCCGCAGCAGCUUUGGGUCUCGUUACGCACUCUACUACGAAAGGCGCCACUAGUCUCCACUUGGGCAUCCUCUUCCUGGCAAACAUCACGGGUUUCCGGGGUUGGUUGCGACUGCCUAGGAGUGUGGCUGCAGGCCAAGCCACUAGCGUCCGCUACUUAAACCACAGUCCCCGCUCUCUCGACUUGAUCAUCUUCCCAACUUAUGAAUCGCGUCGACGAGUACUUCCGCUCUUUCACCUCCAAGCAUCACACCAAUGGCCGAGACGUGUAUAGUCUGCCUCGGCGAUCUCGUCCCCCUCGACGACGGCCCUACCGCCACCGCAUCAUCGCUAGCGACCAAGCCGUUUGAGGAUGGCGCUGAUGUCGACCCCCAAUCACAUGCCAAGGAUAAGAUGGCGGCCGUAGAGUCUACCAAGGAGGACGAUCUGGUCGCACAUUUACUACCAUGCGGCCACGAUCUGCACAACGAGUGCCUCAAGCCCUGGGUCGAACGAGCGAACAGUUGCCCAAUAUGUCGAGCCAGCUUCAACAUGGUCGAGCUCAGCGCGCGCGUUGGAGGACCCAAACUAUCCGAGUACACCGUGCAAGACAAGCAGCAAGUCGCCGAUAUCGAUCCGUCCAUGAUCAUCGACGACGACUACACACUGGAGGAUGACGGAAGUUAUGAUGCAUGCAUGGUCUGUGAUGAGUUCGGUGACGCGUCGCAGCUCAUGUACUGCCAUAGCUGCGAACAACUGUGCCACGUCUUCUGUGCUGGACUCGACCGGAUGCCAUCUCGCGGGCCCUGGUAUUGCCAGGGCUGUGUUGAGAAUCCUGGUCUGCUGGAAGCCGCGUCCCGACGACGACCUGCAGUACGAGGUCCCGCUGCCUGGAUCAACGGCCGGAGCCGUGUGCCGCGUCACAAUCAUGCCCCUGACGAAUGGGUGGGCGUCUGGCAAAGCGUCUGGGACCGAUUACAGUUUGACAUUGAGUUCCCAUUUGACGAGGAAGAACAGUCUGAGAACCAGUCAGAUGUCACGCGACGCGACGACCGUAGAUGGGAGCAGCGCAUGCGAGUCGCACGGCAGGCCGGCGCCGGCGCUCGCUUCCAAAUCGCCACUGACAAUGUUGUAACCGGUCGACGCCGCAACUCCAACGUCGCUACACGAUCCACAAAUCGAGCGCUCCAUCGCGAGCCACCAAAGACACCAAAAGAUCCAGAGUCACAGGAAGAACUGCGGGCAUGGAACCAAUUUGAGAAGGCGCGCGAACAGCUAGCCCAGGGUGACGCACGUCCUGCCCCCAGCGUAGCGAGCACCAGUAGCCGAAGAGGACGCAAACGCAAGUCCAUCGACUCCUCCCCUGCCGAAACUGAGCCUCGCGAGCAGAAGCCAGAACGCAAGCUCAAGCGCCCUCGAACCCGUAUGCACUUGGACAACGGAGAGUCAUCGUCGGCAGCCGCACGCCGCAACACGGUGGCUAGCACGCACGCUCCUGCAGCUGCAUCAUCGCCACCUGCAGUUCCAACCGGUGAGAGUUCAACCCCCGCGCCUGGUUUUCUGCAGUCGCUGCUUCAGGAGGUUGAGGUCGACCGAUUUGCCGAGCGCGACAAGGAGAUCGCCGCCCCACAGCCCCGGCGCAUCAUCGUGGAGCGCGCUUGUUCUCCCCAACAUUCCUCCCCAGGUCUGUCGCCGGUCUACCAGAAACCUCCCGGAAUGUCCACACCACCGCCUCUUAAUCUUACUCGCACCACAUCACCUGUACAACAGGACCAGCAACUGUCGCCAACCUACUCGCCGUAUUCCCCUGCAGAUGACGACCGUCCCGGACGUCGCACACUCGCGCAUCGCUCUGUCGGCCUCAGCAGUCCCCCUCGCUCCAAGGACUCGUCGCCUAGCCGGCCGACCCUCUCGUAUUCUACCAAAGCUGAACUGCAGCGCAUGGUCACAGCUGUUUUGAAACCCAUAUACCUGAAGAAAGAAGUCACGAAACAGGAAUAUACCGACGUCAAUCGCGACGUAUCACGUUUGUUAUACGAAAAGGUUGGUGAAGCUGGUGCUCAUGCAUUGGCGGAUCAAGACACGCGGGAGAAAUGGCAGAAGAUGGCGACCACUGAAGUUGACGUUGCGCUGAAAGCCCUUCGUGCUGGUGGAGCCUCGCUUUCGCCCUCUGCUGAGGAUUCUGCAUCAUCGUCCUCAUAAGGGAACUACAAGGGACGGACCAUUCAGGCGUACGGGUUAUUGGGAGGAACAGAUAUAUGAUACCACGGAUCUCUUUGGGCCUGCAUUUAUGGAGUUGUCGGUAGCGCUUAGUUAUUAUAGUAAUCGUAUCUGCGACGUAAUCCAGGAAUCUUCAGCCGGAGUUCGGCUUUUACGAUCAUCGAAAA
Molecule: messenger RNA, 2424 nt
Organism: Alternaria rosae
Lineage: Eukaryota; Fungi; Ascomycota; Dothideomycetes; Pleosporales; Pleosporaceae
Exons: 2
Coding region: 314-2239 (641 amino acids)
Source: RefSeq, a predicted model, not a curated record